Brassica oleracea var. oleracea is the source of this 891-nucleotide messenger RNA. Its product is annotated as ethylene-responsive transcription factor ERF003. Gene Ontology annotation, molecular function: DNA binding; DNA-binding transcription factor activity. The record is from RefSeq and is a predicted model, not a curated record. Gene Ontology annotation, biological process: regulation of DNA-templated transcription. The coding region runs from base 19 to 726 and encodes 235 amino acids. Lineage: Eukaryota; Viridiplantae; Streptophyta; Magnoliopsida; Brassicales; Brassicaceae. The transcript is spliced from 2 exons.
ACUCUCCUUUUGUGUCUCAUGAAGCCAACAGUACUUAAAGCCACCCUUCACUCUUCCAACAACACCUUUCAUCACUUUCCUCUUUUACAUUUUCCCACAAACACUUUGAUUGAUAAACACACUAGAACAUACCCGACCCCUAAUAUUCUGAUGGCACGACCACAACAACGGUUCCGAGGCGUGAGACAGAGACACUGGGGCUCUUGGGUCUCCGAGAUUCGCCACCCUCUCUUGAAAACGAGAAUCUGGCUCGGGACUUUUGAGACGGCGGAGGAUGCGGCAAGGGCCUACGACGAGGCGGCGAGGCUAAUGUGUGGCCCGAGAGCUCGUACUAAUUUUCCUUACAACCCAAACGCCGUUCCUUCUUCCUCUUCCAAGCUCCUCUCCGCCACUCUCACCGCUAAACUCCACAAAUGCUACAUGGCUUCUCUUCAGCUGACCAAACAGACGCAAACUCAGUCUCAGGCGCAAGCUCAGAACCCGAGACUUCGGUCGCUUUCCUUACCGGACACUGACAGCGUCAUGAAUAUGACGGCCAACGGUAUUAAUUAUAACAGGGGAGGAGUAACGGAGACGAUGAAGGAGAUCAAAUGGGAAGAUGGAAACGCGAAUCUGCAACAGAACUUCAGGCCAUUAGAGGAAGAUCACAUUGAGCAAAUGAUAGAGGAGCUGCGUCAUUAUGGUUCCAUUGAGUUUUGCUCUGUUUUACCUACUCAGUCGAUGUGAGAAACGGUCCUGUCAUUUUAGCAGUAAUUCUUUUUUUAUUUGAAGUUUAAUCUUAUUUUUCCUUCAACAUGACGGCGUCGUGGAGUAGUAGAAGAGAAAAAGGCUAAUUUCUAGACAUUUGAUCUGAAUUGGCCUCUUUGAAACACUCAUUCUAAGAGCAAUCGA